AUGAAAACAGAAAUGAAGAGCCAAGCAAAGGAAUAUGAAGGAGCGGAAGAAAAUUAUUUCAACUUGGGUAUAGAAAAGAAUUUAAACCCAAAUGUGAAGGCUGGAGUAUUUGAAAUGUUGAAUAGUAUCAAAAGAGUUCCAAAGCCUGAAAGCAGCGAAAAGGACAUGGAUUUAAAUUCUAUUAGAGAAUUUGAAGAGUACAUUGACCUAAAGAACUUCAACAUCGAUUUCAAAACAAACGAGUUUAAAGAGAAGCAUGCUGAGCAACAUACAUUUCAAGACUCAAAGAACGUAGACAGGUUGGAUAGGGUAGAUCAUGGAGAUGCAGCACUGGUUAUUGCUAGCAUAAAAAAGGCAGAGUCGGCCGGUAUUGUUGAUGACGAUUCUUUUGAAUCUGUGUUGAAUGGAGACUAG
Vittaforma corneae ATCC 50505 is the source of this 414-nucleotide messenger RNA. RefSeq lists its product as uncharacterized. The transcript has a single exon. The record is from RefSeq and is a predicted model, not a curated record. The coding region runs from base 1 to 414 and encodes 137 amino acids. Lineage: Eukaryota; Fungi; Microsporidia; Nosematidae.